This is a messenger RNA of Closterium sp. NIES-67, 579 nucleotides long. The record is from the annotation of a GenBank genome assembly. NCBI's taxonomy places the organism in Eukaryota, Viridiplantae, Streptophyta, Zygnematophyceae, Desmidiales, Closteriaceae.
GUUGUUUGUAUGGUUUGUUGGGUUUGCAUGUCUUUGCAUGUUUAUCUUGUGCUUGUGCAGAUGUGCUUGGAUUGUGCAUGACAUCGAGCACAUUCCAACGAGCCAAGAAUUGUUGGAAUCGGAUCACAUAUGAAGAAGUUACGAAGAAAUGUUUGAUGGAUUUGUUACAACUCAUUGGAAGUCCUUGUCAGCUGCUACACCAAAGAUGGAGAGCCCUAUAACGAGGAGGGACCAGCAUCCAGAUGGAGAAUCACACAUGGGACCUCGUGUACUUGCCAAAUGGGAAGAAGGCAAUACAGUGCAAGUGGCUGGCAAAAAUCAAGACGGAUAAGAAAGGAGAGCCAUCAGUUUACAAGAGCAGGCUGGUGGCAAAGGGGCUUCAGCAGAAAGAGAAGGAAAAUUACAAAGAACAACAGCCAGCCGACUUUCUUACCAAGCGGGUAGCUGAAGAGCCACACUGGCGCUGUGCGAGGAUGGCGGGAAUGUCCUUGAACUAGAGACGGCGAAACAAGCCGACAGUCUGAGGGGGAGCGUGUUGGUGCAUAUUCGUUUGCACGUCAUCCUGUCGUCUGUUCGCAU